Filobasidium floriforme is the source of this 1370-nucleotide messenger RNA. RefSeq lists its product as uncharacterized. NCBI's taxonomy places the organism in Eukaryota, Fungi, Basidiomycota, Tremellomycetes, Filobasidiales, Filobasidiaceae. The transcript is spliced from 14 exons. The record is from RefSeq and is a predicted model, not a curated record. Bases 1 to 927 code for a protein of 308 amino acids.
AUGACCUUCAACUUCGUCUUCAACUACACUCUUCCGGCUUCGAUCCACGUUGGAUGGCAUCGUCCCAUCCUUGCUCUCAUUCCCAUCAACCCCGUUCUAUCAUCUCGGCUGGUCUCGUUCCCCUCGUCCUCUUCGUCCCGUACAUCACUGCUCGAGUUUGAAAGUCCACUUCAACAUUUCGUCUUCUUCAUCUUUGUACACGUUCGCCCCGAAUCGUUUCGCACCCUUCGCCAGACUUCGCUGACGCCAUCGGUUUGCUAUUGUCCGCAGCGGUCGUCCUCGAUACCGGUCAACGGUUUUUUUUUUUCACUCAAGACCCGUUCGUCGACCCAGGAGGGUAGCGGGCCGGACCGUCCACCGAGGCACCGAAGUGGCAGCACCACUCGCUCACGAUCCACUCGCAUCAAGGCGCAGCUUGGUGGGACUAGGGGUUCCGGGUUAUAUACUAUCUUUAUAGAUGUGGACCCGCGCGUUAGCUGCGCGGUCUUGGCUUCUGUUGUACUGUGGUCUCCUGAUGUCUGGCUUUGUUGGAAACUUGUCCCUUCCGAUCCUUCGGGAAAGGGCUACGAGGCUCUGCGAACCCUCGUCCCCGGUGGCAGAUCAUUUCUGUUCACUCUACGAGCGUUGAGUCAACGGGUCGCGUGGCGAGAAGGCAAACGUUUGCUGACCCUCGAGAAGCACGCGAAUUGCAAGGCAGCGCUCAACGAUCGUCGGCGUCCUCCAGCGUUCUUCUCCCAGAGGCUUCUCCGUCGGCCCAACCCGAUAUCUAUGUCGAUUUGUAGAGCUAUUACUGAUACGUCGCUCGCUGUUCUCGCUUCGAGCGACGAUGUCGAACGCGUGAGAACGCUUCAAGAAAUGAUCGGCAGCUGCUAUAUCUUCAUGUUUGGUCGACGCGCCGACGAUGCCUAUCCUCGUAAGGAAGAAUGAACAGCGGGGUAGUGCUGAAGGCUGACCUGAGAGCCAGAGAUACAGACACGUCAUUCGAUGAUCGCACAACCGGGCGCACGAAUAUGGCCGGGCUCCAUUGGUUUCGUUUAAACUCAGUCUUCGUAAACUAUCCCAAAUGCUACUUGAACCGAUCGUGCUUUAGACGUGAUACACGAUGCUACCUUCUUGUCUUAUGUGAAGCACGCAAUGUCAUAGUAUCUAUCCCAUUGCUCGAACGCUUUUGUGACCCGAUCGCCACACGGAUGCGAGCGAUUGCAGACUUUUCUCACGCGUCUGUCCGCUCCAGAUCGUUCCCGAUGAUCGUUUCGGUCGAAAGAUUCUCACCGCAGUAAAUUACCUUCUUGGGAUACUCAAGUAGGGAGUCAGCAUGCGGGAAAGGUCCUCUUAAAACACCAAGGAGAUGCCGCCUUCUGAAGUAACAA